AUGCCUCCUGAUGAGGCUCUGAAGCUCUUGAAGGAGGGCAACGCACGCUUCAUCAAGGGAGAGCCUACGGCAACUCGAACCAACGAGAAGAUGCGCCUGGAGCUUGUUGACAUGGGACAGGCACCACACACUGCAAUCAUUGGCUGUGCGGAUUCCCGGGCACCUCUCGAGACCAUCUUUGAUGCCCUGCCUGGUGACAUCUUUGUGCUGCGCAAUGCUGGCAACACCUGCACCCACGCCGAGGGCAGCAUGGUUGGCAGCUUGGAGUUCUGCACCGGCAAGCUGGGUGCCCGCAUGAUUUUGGUGCUUGGCCAUACCAAGUGCGGUGCUGUCUAUGGUGCCACUAACGCCUACCUGGCGGCAAAGAAAUCUGAGACCGCCAGUGUUGAGUCUGCCUUGGAGGGUCUGCUGUUGGACUUGGCCCCAGUGGCGGAGAAGGCCGUGGCCGACAUGGGUUCCCACACUGAUGCAGAUGAGGUCGCAGCCCACGCUGUGCGCGUGAACGUCUUCCACACUAUCGACUUCUUGCUGAAGUACAGCGCCCCAUUGCGGGAGAAGGUUAAGAGUGGACAGGUCGAGAUCCAGGGUGGCAUCUAUCACCUGGACUCUGGAAAGGUGGAGUUCAUGGGACGUUCUCCACAGCAGUCCACCCUUUUGAGCACCAAUCUUGGGCUUCCUCCAUCCAUGACUCGUGAGGGUGGCCGCACCUCUGGCUAUGGCCCUUCCGCACGAGGUGAGCAUGGAGUGCGCACCACUGUGGACAGUGCAGUUCCAGCUGAGGAAGCUUUGAAGAUGCUGAAGGCUGGCAACGAGCGCUUUGCUGUGGGUGCUCCUUUGGCCAAGCACGCCACUCUCAAGAUGCGUGAAGCUUUGGUGAGCCACGGGCAGGCACCCCACACCGCUAUUCUGGGCUGUGCAGAUUCCCGUGUGCCAGUUGACACUGUGUUCGAUGCCAUGCCAGGUGACUUGUUUGUCUUGAGGAACGCAGGCAACACUUGCACCCAUGCGGAAGGCAGCAUGGUUGGCAGCUUGGAGUUCUGCUGUGGCAAGUUGGGCUCCAAGUUGAUUUUGGUGAUGGGCCACACCAAGUGCGGAGCCAUUGCCGGAGCUACUGCGACCUACCUUGCCAGCAAGGAAGGCAAGGCCUCCAAGAGUGCAGGCAGUGCACUUGAGGGUUUGCUGGUGGGUUUGUCUGGCGUCGCAAAGCAGGCCGAAGAGGAGCUUGGUGUUGGCGCCGAUCAGGACCAGUUGGUGUCCCACUCUGUGCGCGUGAACGUCUUUAGCUCCAUUGAGUUCUUGUUGAAGUACAGCCCAUCCCUCAGGGAGCUUGUGAAGAGCGGCAACGUGGAAAUCCAGGGAAGUAUCUACCAUCUGGAGACUGGUCGAGUUGAGUUCCUUGGCCGCUCCCCCAGGCAGGCUGAAUUGCUCCGCUCCGACCCAAGCUUGCCACCAUCCCUCCAGGCAUUGCCCAUCCGCACAACAACUGAUGGUCCCUUGCCAUCCCAAGAGGCAUUGAAGCUGCUGAAGGAGGGCAAUGCGCGCUUCACCUCUGGUGCUGCCAUUUCAGGAAAGAUCACUCCAGCAAUGAGGAAAGCCCUGGUCAAAGAGGGUCAGGCACCCCACACUGCUAUCAUUGGCUGUGCGGAUUCCCGUGCUCCUUUGGAGACUGUGUUUGAUGCCAUGCCUGGUGACAUUUUCGUGUUGCGCAAUGCUGGCAACACCUGCACCCACGCCGAAGGCAGCGUACUUGGCAGCUUGGAGUUCUGCGUUGCAGCCCUGCAGUCCAAGAUGGUCUUGGUGCUCGGACACACAGCCUGCGGAGCCAUCAAGGGUGCCACGGCAACAUACUUGCAGUCCAAGACCGGCAACAAGCCUCAGGUCACCAAAGCCUUGGAUGCCUUGCUGGUUGGCCUCAGCGACGUGGCAAAAAAGGCGUCGGAGGAGUUGGGCGAAGGCGCAACGGAGGCGCAGAUCGUGGACAGGACCAUCAAGCUGAACGUUUUCCACACCAUUGACUUCCUUUUGCAGUACAGCCCACUCGUGAGAGAGAAGGUUGCUGCAGGCGAGGUUGAGAUCCAGGGCGGCAUCUACGACCUGGAGACCGGUCAUGUGGAGUUCUUGGGUCAGAGCCCAGCUCAGGCCACCUUGGUGAAAUCUGCUUCCACUUUGCCCCCAUCGUUGGCAUGAUUGCAACCCCUUCACUAAGUGUGGGGUUCUCUCGCUCACAUGCAGCGUGCACGGCCAAUGCUCGGUAUCACCAGAUGUUAGAUAGGUUUUUCUUGCCAAAAUGUCUCAACAUUUUCAGGCUGUGCGAUUAGCACGGGCUCAACGAUGUAGACAUAUGCAGACAACCGGAGUCUGUAUCGACUUUCUCAAGCUGCAGAACCUGCAGCUCCUGGUUCUUGCUGCAACUCCAGUUGCAGCAGGGCAUACCAGAAACCCGCAACUCUGCGAUG
This is a messenger RNA of Cladocopium goreaui, 2456 nucleotides long. Lineage: Eukaryota; Dinophyceae; Suessiales; Symbiodiniaceae. The record is from the annotation of a GenBank genome assembly.